AUGUCCAGUGCCCACAGUGCACAGAGCCCACUCGCGACGAGCACCGUUGUUGCCCCUGGUGACGGCUUUGCGACUGAGACUCCCUUCUCCAACUCGAUCGAGGCAAUCCGUGCGCGACUACAGGAUGUGAUGCGCAAUAUCGACGACGUCUUGGGGGCUGCACAGCGUGCCUCCAGCCCCGCCGCAUCAAGAAGUGCUGCUGCUGGUGCGGAAGCCUCGUUCCCGCGAGUUAACUGCUGGGAGGUCAAGGAUCAGGGCGAUGGACGACGACUGCAUGGCAGCCCGACGAGUUGCGCUGCGGCGCUGGCGCUGUUGAGAGCCAGGCAAGGUUCCGCUGCUCCUAGGAGCGCAGAAGCCUGCACCUUGCCGGUAUGCCAGCCACCAUCAACGCGACAUUCAGAGCCGGUGAGCAAGGGCUCGCCCACCCCAGGCCCCUCCGUCGCCACGCCAUUUACGGCCUCUUACUCCCGCGAAAGUGCCUCCACUGCCAGCGCAACGACGGAGGCCGGGACGGCUCUCUCGGCCACCUAUGCAGCAGCCCUGGACUUUUGGCGGGUCUAUGGCCGACACACCUACCGACCCGCGCCGAUGGGACAAGGAGGUCUCACCGCAGCCUCUUUGGCUGAUGCAGCUCUUGCGUCGACCGCCGCCUCGACACUCUCUGCAACACCUGUAGCAGGUGCUCACAAUGCCCACACUGCAGCAUCUAUCACCUUCGCGCCGCCACUGCCGCCAUACUCGAAGGGGCAAAGCUCCGCUGCAGGUACCAACUUCGCGGAGAGGGCGAACACCGACACGGAGAUCCUCGCUGACACUGCUGUCAGACCUGCACGGUUGUUUACCACGUUGUCGACGACUGCAGCGACGGCGACGGCUCCGACGGACCGCGAGGCAACUUUUGCUCCGCUAUCUUGGCCGUCUCCAGCUGCGCUGCCGGCGUCUCUCGCUGCCACAACGCCGUCCACGACGAGAUCAAGGUCGCUGACGCCUGAUUGCAGUCGCACCCGUCACACACAGCCCCCGCGGGCCCUAGCGGAUGACUCGUACUUUUCCACGACUGCACCAGCCCCCCUGCCGUCGCCAUCGUCGGUGAACACCCUGUCUGCGCGGCUGGCGGCACUUCGCGCUGCCGACACGGCUCAGCGUAGUUCGAUGCUCACGCAGCAGAAGCAGCGACAGGAAUGGUCUCAUGGUGAGACAAGACACGUUUCCUCGGGGACUUCGGCGCUGGUGGCUCGCGAUACUGCUCCGUUGGCGAACUACGGUCUUUGCGAGCACCAAGGCAACGAGAUAGGCACUAGCGAGUACUUUGGCACGAAUGCCGCCCCCGUACAUGACCGGCAAAACCUGGCAGAAGCACAGCAUCUGCCGCAGAGGAGUGUCGCCGGGGAAAAGAGCUCCACCAACGCUAUUUCAGAUGACAACUGGCUGGUGUGCAGCCCCCCGUCGAAACCUGCGACAUCGCCAACAGCAAAGACGCGGCAAGCACAGCGGGCCAGUCGACGAGAUGAGACCUCUUCCAUCGUCUCGCUCGCCCAAGAGAUGCAGGCGGCCCGGGAGGCGGCGUGGCGCGGUGCUCAGGACAGUGUGAAGCUGGAGCCUCCGAUCCGGCCGCCACCUCGACCUCCUCUCGACACUUUCGGGCUGGCGAAGUACACUCCAACGUCUCGGGUACCCGAGCACCGCGGCGGAGGCAUCGGCGACAAGCCGCUCUUCGCUCUCGCAACCACCGUCGACACAAGAUCGGGCGCCGCUGUUGCAGCUGCGUCUUCACGCGCUUUGACAACGUCAACCGCACCGCUUGAUGCACUCCAGGCAGGACUCUUGCCGUCGGCGAUUGCGGUGGCCACCGUCGGCGGGGCCGUAGUGGAGAAUGAGUCGCUGCCGAUGCACGAGGAGUUGGCGAUGCGUGAGCGACUGGCUGUGCGACGGCAGCGGCAGAGCGAACACGCGCUCGCCCUGCAGGACGGGGUGGCAGAGCACCAGAAGCAGCGCUACGAGCGCCUCAGCGACGUCCGCGAUCGCGACGUGGCCGAACACCUCCGCGGAGAGAUGGCUCGGCAGAUGGCGGUGCAGGUUGCUGCGCAGGCCCGUGUGACACAGGUGCGUGCCGCGUUGCCAGACCAGCCGGAAGCCGUGACCAGUGACGAGCUCAUCGCUAUUCACCUGCACGCACAGCAGCUGGAGCGGCUGCGAGAGCAGACGCAGUUGGUGAUGGGGCGGUCACCUUCGCUCCAUGUGGGAGCAGCCCCCGCGCCUGCAGUCGAUGCGGUGUCCACGACGGAGUCUUCCUCUUUGCUGAUCCCAGUGGCUGCAAAUGGCAAGGCCUGCAGCAUUGCAGCAGCUCAGCGCGGGCACAUCACGGAGAGGGUCUCAGCGACAGCGCAGCAGACGCGCACCAGCAACAGUGAUGUAACUAUCGACCCAAGUGUUGUUGCUGGCGGCGGUCGCCGCAGCGCUGGUGCGCCAUCUGCGUCGACGCAGAUCACCGCUUCCGCUGACCGGGAGGCAACACCAGAGCAGACGAUGGCGGCACAUCGAGCGCGUCCGUCCUCCUCCUCCAACGAUCUCGUGCAGAGACACGCGGCAGAGUCGCGCCAGCACUGCUUGGCCACGCCUGCUCACGCCAAUGGGCGAGUGGCCGGAGAGGCCAUGCAGGAAACCGAGCGAUCUGCUGGUGGCUCCCUGGACGAGGACUUGCUUACUUCGACGCAACUACCACUUCCCUCGUCCGACGCUCAAGUCAAAGCAAGGCGACGGGCAAAGGCGCCAGCGCCGUCUACUGUCAAGCUGCAGAGAUCUGCGUCGUCGCCCUCGGCCUCUCGCGCCGAUGGCGUUGGCACGGGGAAGCCGGCUUUGGCGGCGCCGGCGCAGUUUUCCAUCUCCACGUCCCCCAACGCCGCAUCGUCACCGAUACAGCAUCAGAGCGCACUUACGGUGUCCACAAAUGACGACGCCGAGCGCGACUUAAUCUCGUCACCUCUAUCGGGCGGACACAGCGGCCGCGGCGGCGAAGCCAUCGGGUCGACCGCACCGGAUCGGAUCGCCGCGAUUCAGUCCACGCAUCUCCACGUCUCCGCGAGGCGCGGCACGGCCUGGAAAGAUGAUUCGACGGCGUCUGACCUGUCAUCCUCUUCUUCCCGGCUACCGGCGUCUGUGUCGCCGUUUCGGGCGUUACGCAGCGCCUCCGGGGCUGGAGGCAGUGCGAGGCCACCGGUUUCACGGACGCGCAGUCCCCUGUAUGACGGGCGCGUAGACUCCUCUCGCUCUGCUUCUCUGCACCGAUGCGCCACACCCGCUGUGGACGGCGCGCGCCGCAGUGGCGCUGUUAGAACAGGCAGGAGUGCGCUGACCUCCUCUCGCGCAACGACGAGCCCGACUUUACGGAACCAAUUAAAAGAUCCGUUGCAGGCGAACCGACGCGCCGUGCAGCAUGAAAUGGACAAGCGCACCGCCUUGCGUGCUCAAGCCAUGCUUUCGGAGCAUGGCGUUGCUGUAGAUGUCCAGCUGGCGGGACGCCGCGUACCAUCUCUGGUGAAGCUGUCGAAGGACGGGAAAGAGCUGCUGUUUUACCUCGAUCGCAUUGAGCAGGUGCCGCUGCCGACACCGCGCCCCUCUCCGCUGAAGUUAUUGCCUGCCUCGUCAGCCGAGUUCGCAUCUCGCUCCCCGUCGCCUGCGACAGUCGUGUCGCACGUAGCUGGGAUCGGCAGUGCGUCAGCCACGAUGAGCCGAAUGUCACAGCUGUCUGCCUCCUCGUCUCCAGCGGCAGCACAGCCACCCCGGUUUCACCCACCGCGGCUCCCUGGCGCUGCGGUUCCUGUUGCACCAUCUAUGCAGCUGCGCAACAGUCUGGUGAAGAUGCCACCCGUUGGCACGUUCGUGAAGGGGAAGGCGAUUGCGGAGCGAGGCGGCGGCGUCGUUGGGGCCCCGCCGCGGGGCAUUGCGCCAUCGCUCUCUUCACCACAACAGCAGCGGUUAGUUUACGCCGCACCGCCACAGCGCAGAGGUGCCGCAGCGUUCCCAUUCCCGUCCCCGUCGCCAUUCCCACCGCACAUGGCGGCGGCAACGCUGCUGAGACGGAGUGUGUCUCCUUGUACUGCCGCCUCGACUCGGCCGAUACGUGUGCGGGAGCUGCAUCACUUUCCUUGCGCGUAUUCUCGGGUGUACGUUCCGUUCGGCGUCAUGGGUUAUGAGAGCGACCUCGGUCUUGGCGGCCCAAGGACUUGGGAGGAUGUCGGCAGCGUCCUCUGCGGACCCGCCAGCUUCGAGGUCCUUCGGCGCUACCGCUGCCCGCUGUUUGCUGAGGUACGGGGGCCGUUAUGUGCCCCAUAUCGAGUCUACGUCAUCAUCCCCCAGUUCAAGCGGAUCGACGUGCCGCAGGAUGCAGUGUUGCUCGUGCUUGACUUUCAGCAGCGUGUCGACUGGGUACUCUUCUUGUUGGCGAUGCAGCACGACGUGGCGGACAGAGGUGAUUGCGACGGCGGCGGCGAUAGUGGCGCUCUCGCCGACUCGUCGAGUCUCAGCGGCGGCGCUGCGCAAUCGCCGGUUCUGUCGUACGGCCGCGCUCUGUGGAUGCUGGCGGUGCAGCGCCUCCAGCGGGCACGUGCGCUGCGCGGGAUGAACCCCUUCGACCUUGACAAGAUGUGGCCCGCCCGCCACCCUGACCAACGCGAAAGCCGAGGGACUGAGAGAAGAAGCGGGGGUGGCGCGCUGUCUGUGACGCCAUCUUCCCUCGCAAAAGGAAAGGUUGAUCUGCUGGCGGGACGCGCCGCUGCCACCCGUCGAUCCGACGCCCCACCAUCGACUCCCAGCGGCCGCAACCACGGUGCUAGGUUCACGGUACGCGCUUCAUCAGCCGACUGCACCUCUGUGCCCCCUCGCGGGAGAAACGACUCGCCGGCCCGCCGCAGAGACCCAGGACUGGACUUGGGGUGGGAGGUCUCCGCGGCGGCGGAGGGAGUCACCAGAGGGAGCCAUCGGGGCAGUGACCUUCGCUUUCGGAGCCCCAGGCAGCGCACGUCUUCCGCGCGACCGCAGGCGUUCUCUACAUCACUAGCGGGGGCAACAGUGGUACCAGUGUCCUCACAAGAGGCGUCAAAGCCGCGAUUUGAACUGCUGAGGCGUGUGUCACGCAGUCUAGGCGUCGGCAGAUCCGGCAAAGGUAGUUGA
This is a messenger RNA of Leishmania mexicana MHOM/GT/2001/U1103, 5169 nucleotides long. RefSeq lists its product as hypothetical. NCBI's taxonomy places the organism in Eukaryota, Euglenozoa, Kinetoplastea, Trypanosomatida, Trypanosomatidae. The record is from RefSeq and is a predicted model, not a curated record. Bases 1 to 5169 code for a protein of 1722 amino acids. The transcript has a single exon.